GGGAUCCAAACCUAACUCACUGUCACAUUUGUUAUCGUCCAAUCUUUAUUGCUGGGGAUAGAUAGAAUGAUAGAUAGAUCCUUCUAAUGGCUUAUCUUGGUGCCGUUUUGUUUGACUAUAGUUAAUUCAAUGUGUAAACUUGUAAGCUUUUUAGCCUUCAAGUUAGUUAGGGAACCUUCAGAGUAAGUACAAAGGAGGAAUGGGUUAUUGAAAGAGUUUGCAGUUGCAAUGUGUAGUAGUAGAUCGUGUGUUUCUUCUCUUGACAAGUUUGCUUCGCAAUGUGAUUUUUUUUUUUUGUGGAGUGUGGGACCAAUUCAAUAAAUGCCACUUAGUUUUUGUGUGAUGGAGAGCACAAGAGGAAAAGGAAUACCCUUCCUCUUAACCCUUUUUGCUGGUCUGGGUGAAACAUAGAAAAGUCUUUCUUCCUCAAAGUUAAAUCAUUAAAGUGGGAGCAAUAAACGCUCAUGACCCCUGUGUUUGCUUCUUGAUAUUCUCAAGAAUUUUUUUUACUACUUCUUUCUUGUGGUAUUGGUUAGUUGAGGGAUUUGUGUGCUCUGGCUUUGGUGCCGUAGGUCUAUGAAAUCAACCCAUUUCUUGAAUGGACUGCAACAUGGUAUCUCCGUUUCAGUGGGACUGGGAGAAUUUGAUCAUGUCAAAUCCGUCAAGGACUGAAAACGAUAGCAAGCAGCUAUCUACUGACUGGGAAACUGAAAAAGGUGAUGGAAUUGAGUCUAUAGUUCCAGAUUUCUUAGGCUUCGAGAGAGUCAGUAGUGGCUCUGCCACCAGUUUCUGGCACACUGCUGUAUCGAAAAGCUCACAGUCAACCUCUACCAACUCAUCAUCUCCCAAUGUCAAACGGUGCAAGCCUCCUGCAUCAGAAAGUUCCCCUGGAGAUUCUUGCAACAAUAUAGAUUUUGUCCAGGCGAAGGCAUCCACUGCUCUCGAGGCAUCUGUUGCCUCCGCUGAAUCAGACCUUUGUUUAAAACUAGGAAAGCGGACAUACUCUGAAGGAUUUUGGGGUAGAAACAAUAAUGACAUUCCAGCGGUUUCUGUGAAGUUUUUGACUCCAUCUGUUGUUGCUCGGAAGAAAUCAAAAUCUUGUGGUCAAAGCAUGCAAGUCCCGCGUUGCCAAAUUGAUGGCUGUGACCUGGAUCUCUCAUCUGCUAAGGAUUAUCAUCGUAAGCAUAGAGUCUGUGAGAAACAUUCAAAGUGCCCAAAAGUUACCGUGAGUGGCCUAGAGCGUCGUUUCUGCCAACAAUGUAGCAGGUUCCAUGCCGUCUCUGAAUUUGAUGAGAAGAAACGAAGCUGCCGAAAACGUCUUUCUCAUCACAAUGCGAGGCGUCGCAAGCCACAAGGAGUAUUUUCAAUGAAUCCAGAGAGGGUGUAUGAUCGAAGACAGCAAACAAAUAUGUUGUGGAAGGGAUUGUCCCUUAACACAAGAUCUGAAGAUUUGUACGAAUGGGGUAGCACUUAUGAUACAAAGCCUACACAGACGGAAAGCGGCUUUACUUUGAGCUUCCAGAGAGGUAAUGGCUCUUCUGAGGAGCAGUUGGUUGCUAGUAGCAGUCGCUCUUUCUCUACAUUUCAAACCUCAGGCGGGUUCUCAGUUGGGAAGUCCAAGUUCCAACUUCAUGGCGAAGGUGUGGGAGAAUACUCAGGGGUCCUCCAUGAAACUCAAGAUUUCCACCGUGCUCUCUCUCUUCUGUCAACCUCUUCGGAUCCCCUGGCUCAACCACAUGCGCAUCCAUUUCCUCAACCCUUUUCAUAUGAUGUUGUACCAAAUAGAUGAGUAAGUAAUGUGAAAUUUGUAAACCUGUUAUUCUGUUGGUGUAUACUUUUCCAAAACUAUGAAAACAACUUCAUCCUGGAUCCUGGUAGAAUGCCAAACUUAGGCGUCUAUAUAUAAUCGUUAAUUUUUGUA
Molecule: messenger RNA, 1921 nt
Organism: Camelina sativa (false flax)
Lineage: Eukaryota; Viridiplantae; Streptophyta; Magnoliopsida; Brassicales; Brassicaceae
Product: squamosa promoter-binding-like protein 11
Cellular component (GO): nucleus
Molecular function (GO): DNA binding
Source: RefSeq, a predicted model, not a curated record